GCGGGUGUCCGGCGGCGGCGGCGGGGUGACCGGCGUCUCGUGUGUGAGGGUGCGACUGAGCGCGUGUGCCCAGUGCCCAGCACCAUGCCCGGACGCUGGCUGGCCUUUCCCCGGCUGUUGCCGCCGCCACGGCAGCUGCUGCUGCUGCUGCUGCUGAGCGGAGGCAGCGGCUGGGGCUUCGCGUCCUGGGCCCGGGCAGAGGAGGCUGCGGACUCCCUGAGCACCGAGGGAGCAGACGGAGAGGACCCACAUGCCAAGCACCUGUACACGGGAGACAUGUUCACCCACGGCAUCCAGAGCGCCGCGCACUUCGUCAUGUUCUUCGCGCCUUGGUGUGGACACUGCCAGCGGCUACAGCCAACUUGGAAUGACCUGGGAGAUAAAUACAAUAGCAUGGAAAAUGCAAAGGUGUAUGUUGCAAAGGUGGAUUGCACAGCAGAUGUUGAAAUAUGCUCUUCACAGGGUGUUAGAGGAUAUCCCACCUUAAAGUUUUUCAAACCAGGCCAAGAAGCUGUGAAAUACCAGGGUCCUAGGGAUUUCCAGACUUUAGAAAACUGGAUGCUGCAGACACUUAAUGAAGAGCCAGCUACACCAGAGCCUGAACCAGAAUUGCCAACAGCCCCAGAACUCAAGCAGGGACUGUAUGAGCUCUCAGCAGCCAACUUUAAACUACAUGUUGCAGAAGGCAAUCACUUUAUCAAAUUCUUUGCCCCGUGGUGUGGCCAUUGUAAAGCUUUAGCUCCAACCUGGGAACAGCUGGCCUCAAGUCUUGAACAUUCAGAAGUUGUCAAGAUUGGCAAGGUUGAUUGUACACAGCAUUAUGAGCUCUGCUCUGGAAAUCAAGUACGUGGCUAUCCCACACUUCUGUGGUUUAGGAACGGUGAAAAGAUUGACCAGUACAAAGGAAAGAGGGAUUUUGAUUCUCUAAAAGAAUAUGUGGAGUUGCAGCUUCGAAGUGUUGGAGGAGAAACUGUCGAAGCUGCUGAGGCCCCAGAACUUGCUGCAGAACCUGAGAGUGCUGUGCUCUCUCUCUCUGAAAAGGACUUUGAUGACAUCAUUGCUGAUGGAAUAACUUUUGUCAAGUUUUAUGCUCCAUGGUGUGGUCAUUGUAAGAAUCUGGCUCCUACAUGGGAAAGCCUCUCCAAAAAGGAAUUCCCUGGCUUGACAGGGGUCAAGAUUGCAAAAGUAGAUUGUACUGUCGAACGAGCUAUUUGCAGCAAAUAUUCGGUACGAGGCUACCCGACAUUGCUGUUCUUCCGUGCAGGAGAAAAAAUCACUGAACACAACGGAGCUAGAGACCUUGAAACAUUAUACAACUUUGUUCUGCGACAGGCAAAAGACGAAUUGUAGAAUCUCAAUUGGGAGUCAUUUCCCUGAUUGUUCUUCUCUGCCCAAAUUGUAGGAGUUAAUCCAUGCUAAUGUUACUGAGUCUCAAAUGGUGGUUAUUUGGAAAAUUGAAUGUACUAAAUUUGUGAUAUCUUUUGUGUGUCUGUGUUUUUUAAGCCAACACACUGUAUUGAUUAUUGGGUUUGUCUGGGUAAAUAUUUAACAAAUAGAUACUGUGCAAACUGAAUAUUUUCAGUGGCAGUAGAACAAUAGCAAUAACUGCCCUUUGACCUUUCUUUGAUGAAAUUCAAAUGGUUUUCUUUAGAGGUGAGAAAAUCAAAUUAAGGAAACAGGCAGAUUCUUUUUGACUUUAAGAUAAUCUGGGUCAAAAAAAAGCAACUGCCAAAGUAUAGUUUGAAUUGCCCACAGUUGCUAGAAAUGUGGGAACCCAUAGAACUCCUAUUGUUGCCUUUUAAAGUAAAACUUGCCACUUAUUAAUAAGACUUGAUAACUUGCUUGAAAAAGAGUUUAAAGCUCAAAUUCCUCCCACCUUUGGAAAAUCCUGAAAUGCCACCAUGGGAUUCUCAUUUCUGUUCCUGUUUCACGGGAGGUUAGCCAAAAUGAAAGUGAUGGUACUUUUAACCUGUGCCUGAGUAAGAUUAUGUGAUGCCAUAUUGUAUGUGUGUAUGUGUCUCUACAUGUCAGGUGAAUUGUUAUUCAAGAUUCUCUCAUUUGUUCCUUAGGGGGCAAAAAUUACACUGCUUCAUUUCUCUUUACUUGAAGCUAGAGUAUUCUCAAACUUUAAAGUUUGAUUAUUCUACUCAUAGAGGAGUAGGAGAGGUAUCAAAAAGCCUUUUAAAAAGUAUCUAUAAAAUUCUCUUCAAAUUUGGAAAAGGGCUUUUUUUGGAAACUUUGAAAAUAGCCCUAAGCAUAUUCUAUUAAUACAUUUUUUAAACUCCUUAAUAAAGAUUCAGAUUAUACUCUUCACCUGAAAAAAAAAAAGGUAAUUAGCAGAGUGGCCUUUUGUUUGAUCAUUAAAUUAGGUGUAGUUUUUUAGGUGAGGAGAGAAAGGACAUGAAAUAUUGCUGCAGUUUCCUAAAUGUAGAACCAUAAUUAGGAUAAGCUGAUCAGGGCUUUGCCCUACCGAGCACUGAAAUUUAAAGGGCAGAAAAAUUUUAACACAUCUACUUAGGGUAGAUGCUGCUGUAAUAAUUGCUUCUUUGUGUUCAAUUAAAUUCAUAGUAUAUGUAUUAUUUUUCAUAUUGUAAAUUCACAAAGUUGAUUUGAAGGCUAUUUUGUUCUACAUACAUAUUUUGUGCUCCUUGCUCUUUUGGCCAGAAAUUGCUAGUUUCAGCUCUAUGUGUGAUCUCUCAAAAAAUUCCCUAAAAAUGUAAGUGAUUCUUUAAGAGAUUUAAUUGGAAUAUGGA
Antechinus flavipes (yellow-footed antechinus) is the source of this 2753-nucleotide messenger RNA. It is a transcript of the gene TXNDC5, whose product is annotated as thioredoxin domain containing 5. NCBI's taxonomy places the organism in Eukaryota, Metazoa, Chordata, Mammalia, Dasyuromorphia, Dasyuridae. The record is from RefSeq and is a predicted model, not a curated record. Gene Ontology annotation, cellular component: endoplasmic reticulum. The transcript has 10 exons. Gene Ontology annotation, biological process: protein folding. The coding region runs from base 85 to 1350 and encodes 421 amino acids. Gene Ontology annotation, molecular function: protein disulfide isomerase activity.